This is a messenger RNA of Morone saxatilis (striped sea-bass), 483 nucleotides long. Its product is annotated as snaclec convulxin subunit beta-like. The record is from RefSeq and is a predicted model, not a curated record. Lineage: Eukaryota; Metazoa; Chordata; Actinopteri; Moronidae.
AUGACCUGGUCAGAGGCUCAGAACUACUGUAGAGAACAUCACACCGACCUGGUCAGUGGACUCAAUCAGUUAAAUGACACAAAUUUCAAGAAUGAAAUUCAGACUGAGGAGAAGUUUUGGAUCGGCCUGUUCAGAGACACCUGGAGGUGGUCAGAUGGGAGUCAUUUCUCUUUUAGAAACUGGGACUCUGAGUAUGAAGUGAUCCUGAUUAAAGAGAGUAAGACCUGGGAGGAGGCCUUAAAUUACUGUACAGAGAACUACCGUGACCUGGUGUCCAUCACUAACGUCUGGCUAGGACUGCGCUACACCUGCUCUCUGGAUUUGUGGUUCUGGGUCAGUGACAAGCUGGUCUGCUAUGACAACUGGGACUCACCUGCAACCACUGAUGAUUGUGUCAGUGCUGCAGCCAUGGACAAAGGACGACAGCAUAAAUGGUUCAAAAAAGCUGAUACUGAAACGUUUAAUUUCAUCUGUGCUUUAUAG